Molecule: messenger RNA, 1167 nt
Organism: Rotaria sordida
Lineage: Eukaryota; Metazoa; Rotifera; Eurotatoria; Philodinida; Philodinidae
Source: the annotation of a GenBank genome assembly
AUGUCAAAUCCUUCAUCCCCAUCUAACGAACCGGAACCAACAACAAAAACAAAUAGUCAAUGUCAAGUAUGUGAAGAUGAUGCAUCAAUCAUUAAUUAUGGAGCAUUAACUUGUUUAUCAUGUCGAACAUUUUUUCGUCGAAAUGGUUUUCAUCCUCAAGAAGUUGCUUCAUGUCGAUUUGAUGGUCAUUGUAAUAUUACAAAAUCAACAAGAAAACUUUGUACAACAUGUCGUUUGAAUAAAUGUCUUGCCGUUGGCAUGAGUUCUGAUCUAAUACGAAAAGAAGAUCUAAGUGGAAAAAAACGUAAAUCUUCUGGAUCAUCUAGUCAAGAACAUGUGGAACAUCAAAUAGUAAUGACUAUACCACAAGCAUCAAUAUUAGAUCAACUAUCGGAUAUUUCACGUUCAUCUUUAAAUAAUUCUGAAUUGAAUUUAAUUUCUAAUGUUAUACAUGCUUUUGAUACAUUUAGUCCAAUAAAUGAAAUUCGACAUACUAUUGAAGUAAUAAAUACAACAGCAUCUAGUCAACAAUUUGAUUUAACACAAUCACUUCAAAUGAUAUCAUUAUUUUCAAAUUCUAUACAAUUAUUUAUUAGUUCAACACCUGAUUUUAAAGUUUUAACAACAUCAGAACAAUGGUCAUUAUUUCAACGUAAUAUGCUUGGUCUUUUAUCUAUUGGUGGAAUUUAUUUUAUGCGUGAAUCAGGUAUAUUUGAUAAACCUGAAAAUGAAAUGGCUAUUUUACCAUUAUAUGGUAAUGAUGUUGUUCAACAAGUAAAAAUUAUUAGUACACAAUUUAAUUUUGAUCCAACACUUAUUAAACUUAUGCUUAUUGCAAUUGCAUUUUCUUCAAAUUGUUUUACAAAACAAAAUCGUAAAUCUAUUGAUAAAGAUAGUUUAUUAUUAGGUACAUAUCGUUUAUUUGGAAGUCAAAAUGUUUAUGUUGAACUUAUAUGGAAAUAUUUAAUUUAUCGAUAUAAUUAUGAUGAAUCAGUUAAACAUAUUUCUACAUUUAUUAAACAACUUCUUGAUGUACUUAAAUUAUCAAUUGAAAUUUAUGAAAAUAAUCAAAUAUUUCAAAAAUUUAUUGAUGAUAAUGAUGAACAGAUUGAACAAUCUCCAAUAAUUAAAGAUAAAACAAUUGUUCCAUUAUGGGGAAAAAAAUGA